AUUUUCAGGAAUUUUUUCUUUCCUACACCCCCCAAAUACAUUUUUUUUUUAAAAAAAAAUGCGAACAAGAAUCCCACAUUAUUAGUCCAAUUUGUUCCUUUCCGUUUUUGUUACAAUUCCUAACUGCCAUUCACCUAUAUCCCCCAAUUCCCUCCCUAGUUUAUAUAAUAAUAUAGCUACAUAACAUAACGUAACCCCCUACAAAUUGAAGAGAUCUAUUUAUUAAUAUUUCAAUUUGAUAAUCAGAAUUGACGAUGAUGGAGUUACCAAAUGGAAAUUGUAACGGUUCUUCAUUGAAUGUUUGCAAUGGAAAUGGAAAUUUGAGUAACAAUGACUCAUUGAAUUGGGGCAUGGCUGCGGAUUCAAUGAGAGGUAGUCACCUUGAUGAGGUGAAACGCAUGGUGGAAGAGUACCGGAAAGCGGUUGUGCCGUUAGGUGGAAAAGGUUUAACAAUAUCUCAAGUGGCUGCGGUUGCUACACAGAAUACCGGUGUGGCGGUUGAACUUGCCGAAGAGACACGAUAUGCGGUUAAGGCUUCUAGUGAUUGGGUUGUUGAUAGCAUGAAUAAAGGGACUGAUAGCUAUGGAGUCACCACUGGGUUUGGUGCAACCUCACACAGGAGAACAAAACAGGGUGGUGCCCUCCAAAAUGAACUCAUCCGAUUUCUGAAUGCUGGAAUUUUUGGCAAUGGAACAGAAUCAACUCAAACAUUACCUCACACAGCCACAAGAGCAGCCAUGUUGGUUAGGAUCAACACAUUGCUUCAAGGAUAUUCUGGCAUAAGAUUUGAAAUCAUGGAAGCCAUAGCAAAAUUUCUAAACCAUAACAUAACACCAUGUCUCCCUCUAAGAGGCACAAUCACUGCAUCAGGUGACUUGGUUCCAUUAUCAUAUGUUGCCGGUCUUUUAAUUGGAAGACCAAACUCCAAAUCUAUUGGACCUAAUGGACAAAUUCUUAAUGCUAAAGAAGCUUUUCAACUAGCUGGAAUUGAAACUGGUUUCUUUGAGUUGCAACCUAAAGAAGGUUUAGCACUUGUGAAUGGUACUGCAGUUGGUUCUGGUUUGGCUUCUUUGGCUCUUUUUGAGACAAAUUUACUUGUUGUUCUGUCAGAAAUUUUGUCUGCAAUUUUCGCUGAAGUUAUGCAAGGAAAACCUGAAUUUACUGAUCAUUUGACUCAUAAAUUGAAGCAUCAUCCUGGUCAAAUUGAAGCUGCAGCUAUAAUGGAACAUAUUUUAGAUGGAAGUUAUUAUGUUAAGGCUGCACAAAAAGUACAUGACAUUGAUCCACUUCAGAAGCCUAAACAAGAUAGGUACGCGCUUAGAACAUCGCCACAGUGGCUUGGACCACAGAUUGAAGUGAUCAGAAAUGCAACUAAGAUGAUUGAGAGAGAGAUAAACUCUGUCAAUGACAAUCCGCUUAUCGAUGUUUCGAGGAAUAAGGCGCUUCAUGGAGGGAAUUUCCAAGGUACACCUAUUGGUGUUUCGAUGGAUAACACUCGUUUAGCCAUCGCUUCAAUUGGUAAACUCAUGUUUGCUCAAUUCUCUGAGCUUGUGAAUGAUUUUUACAACAAUGGAUUGCCUUCGAAUCUAACAGGGAGCCGCAAUCCGAGUUUGGAUUAUGGCUUCAAAGGUGCUGAAAUUGCAAUGGCAUCUUAUUGUUCAGAACUUCAGUACCUUGCUAAUCCUGUCACCAAUCAUGUUCAAAGUGCUGAACAACAUAACCAAGAUGUUAACUCUUUAGGAUUGAUUUCGUCAAGAAAAACAGCUGAAGCAGUUGAAAUAUUGAAGCUCAUGUCAUCCACUUUCUUAGUAGCAUUGUGCCAAGCCAUUGAUCUUAGGCACAUUGAGGAAAACUUGAAAAGUGUUGUCAAGAACACUGUAAGUCAAGUGGCUAAGAGAGUUCUAACAGUUGGUGUAAAUGGUGAGUUGCAUCCAUCAAGGUUCUGUGAGAAGGAUUUGCUCAAUGUUGUUGAACGUGAGUAUGUUUUUGCUUACAUUGAUGACCCUUGUAGUGCUACAUACCCUUUAAUGCAGAAGCUGAGACAUGUACUAGUUGAUCAUGCAUUGGAAAAUGGUGAUAGGGAGGGUAAUUCAAGCACCUCAAUUUUCCAAAAGAUUGGAGCUUUUGAGCAAGAGCUCAAGACCCUUUUGCCUAAAGAAGUUGAAAGUGUUAGAGUUGAUGUUGAGAAUGGAAACCCUGCAGUUCCUAAUAGGAUCAUUGAAUGUAGGUCUUAUCCUUUGUACAAGUUUGUCAGAGAAAAUUUAGGGACGAGUUUGCUGACAGGAGAGAAAAUCAGGUCACCUGGCGAAGAAUGUGACAAGGUUUUCGCAGCAUUGUGUGAUGGAAGGUUUAUUGAUCCAAUGUUGGAUUGUCUAAAGGAGUGGAAUGGUGCUCCUCUACCUAUAUGCUAGGAUUGUGAUACCUUAUGUGAUCUCGCUUGUAGCCACUCUGUUUGUAAGGAAGGCUGAGAUGGCAAAUUGAGAGGUAAAAAUAAAUUUAUUUUUUUAUUGUGUUUUUAGAAAUAACUACAUACACUUUUGUAACUUUUUAAAUAUUAUAUUUGUUUCGAAGUUAACAAAAAAUAGAAGUUUGGCUAUUUUA
Molecule: messenger RNA, 2601 nt
Organism: Cicer arietinum (chickpea)
Lineage: Eukaryota; Viridiplantae; Streptophyta; Magnoliopsida; Fabales; Fabaceae
Gene: PAL
Product: phenylalanine ammonia-lyase 2
Biological process (GO): L-phenylalanine catabolic process
Cellular component (GO): cytoplasm
Molecular function (GO): ammonia-lyase activity
Source: RefSeq, a predicted model, not a curated record